Molecule: messenger RNA, 558 nt
Organism: Linnemannia hyalina
Lineage: Eukaryota; Fungi; Mortierellomycota; Mortierellomycetes; Mortierellales; Mortierellaceae
Source: the annotation of a GenBank genome assembly
AUGAAAGAGUCGGUACAGGCCUGCUUUUUCAAGUGCGGAUCCUUCAUCCGUGAGCUCCAUGACCAUUCCCAAGCAAUGCUGGAUAUUGUCAGCGGCGAUGGAGUCUGCUCCAAACUGAAAGUCCUAAAGUUCUACGGCCCCAUAGACAAGGAACCCGGCGCCCAAUACAUGGAUCCUGCCGGAAAGGAUUCCAAUCUUUGGGACUUUGUACAUUCAAAUAAGGAUCUGGAGACCUUGCGGUUCGGAAGGGCUAUCAAGAGGUUGCUGGAGAAUGGGAAUGUUUUGGUGUGCAGCAUUGUUCUUCUUUCGCUCAAGAAUCUUGUCACUCUGCAAGACUACACAAGCGCGCUGGAGCCGGCUGUGAUUCUGGAACGGUUCUCGAAUUUCAGGAGCUUUCUCGGGGACGGGAUUGAUGUUUUACAAGGCCCUGGACUUGGAUGCCCAUAUUCAGAUUUGGACCCACGCGACAUUGACCAUGAGCUGGCAGCCUGGAUAUUCCCGCUGAUGCCGCAGUUGACGGAAUUCCGCGCCAAAGUACUCUAUCUAGAAACCGCCUAG